Molecule: messenger RNA, 2745 nt
Organism: Erythranthe guttata (spotted monkey flower)
Lineage: Eukaryota; Viridiplantae; Streptophyta; Magnoliopsida; Lamiales; Phrymaceae
Product: potassium transporter 6
Biological process (GO): potassium ion transmembrane transport
Cellular component (GO): membrane
Molecular function (GO): potassium ion transmembrane transporter activity
Source: RefSeq, a predicted model, not a curated record
UUUUUUAUUUUUGAAAUUCAAGAAAAUAAACACUAUACAAAUACAACACUCAUUUCACUGUCACAAAAGAGCAAAAUAUUUAUCAGUCUUUUGUUGUCACUGCUUUCCCUUUUCUUCAUUUGUUCUUUCCUUCUCCGGAGGUUGUUGAACCGCCGCUGCCUGUUGUGUAGUGACACAUUAUUUAUCCCAAUUAAAUUUAUCCAAUUCCCAUUUUUUCCUAUUUAUAAAUAAAGUUUAAUUUUUUUGGGCUUUUUUCGAAAUUUCUUCACUAGGGUCUUGGUCAAAAUUCUUGAUUUUGCAGUUGAAAUGUCAAUUUGAAAUUUCUGAGGGGGUUUUGUGAUGGAUCUUGAAAGUGGGGUUUUCCAGAAUCAAGUAAAGAAGGAAUCUUGGAAAACAGUGCUUACAUUGGCUUACCAGAGUUUGGGAGUUGUGUAUGGUGAUUUAAGUACAUCACCGUUGUAUGUAUACAAGAGUACUUUUUCUGAAGAUAUUGAGCACACUAACACAAAUGAGGAGAUAUAUGGUGUUAUGUCACUUAUUUUUUGGACAUUGACUUUGGUCCCACUCUUGAAAUAUGUGUUCAUUGUGCUGAGAGCUGAUGAUAAUGGUGAAGGGGGCACAUUUGCACUCUACUCACUCUUGUGCAGACAUGCCAAAGUGAACCCUCUGCCUAGCCGCCAGCUGGCGGACGAGGAUUUGUCGAGUUACACGAAGGAUAUUAAGAGUCCCGCGCAGUCGACUUUUGGGGGUAGGUUGAAAUCUACGAUUGAAAGAUACAGAGUAUUGCAGAGGUUUUUGCUUGUGCUGGCUUUGCUUGGUGCUUGUAUGGUGAUCGGAGAUGGUAUAUUAUCUCCGGCGAUUUCGGUUUUUUCUGCGGUGUCCGGUGUCGAAGUUGCGAUGAAAAAAGAGCAUCACCAAUAUGUAGAACUACCAGUUGUUUGUAUCAUACUGAUAGCCUUGUUCACCCUUCAACACUACGGGACCCACAGAGUCGGGUUCUUGUUCGCACCCAUUGUAAUAACGUGGCUUCUCUGCAUCGCUUCGAUUGGUCUGUAUAAUAUCAUUCACUGGAACCCUCACGUUUAUCGAGCCCUAUCUCCUUAUUACAUAUACAUAUUCUUAAAGAAAACUCAAAAACAAGGAUGGAUGUCUUUGGGAGGAAUCCUACUCUGCAUUACAGGAUCAGAGGCAAUGUUUGCUGAUCUUGGACAUUUUUCGCAGUUGUCAAUACAGAUAGCGUUCACGUCUUUUGUAUAUCCAUCGCUGGUCCUUGCGUAUAUGGGCCAAGCUGCUUAUCUCUCUCAGCACCACGAAAUGCAAAACGAUUAUCACAUCGGAUUUUACGUAUCUGUACCUGAGACAUUAAGAUGGCCAGUUCUGGUAAUAGCAGUACUUGCUGCGGUGGUUGGAAGCCAAGCAAUUAUUACCGGAACUUUCUCGAUCAUAAAGCAAUGCUCUGCCUUGGGGUGUUUUCCGAGGGUUAAAAUAGUCCACACGUCUUCGAAAAUUCAUGGCCAGAUUUAUAUUCCUGAAGUCAACUGGAUUUUGAUGGUACUAUGUUUGGCUGUCACCGUUGGUUUUAGAGACACGGGUCGUUUGGGUAAUGCUUCAGGUUUGGCGGUUAUAACCGUCAUGCUCGUCACGACUUGCUUGAUGUCCCUUGUAAUAGUCUUGUGCUGGCACCGGAGCGUCCUCCUAGCAAUCUCGUUCGUCUUCUUCUUCGGUGCGAUCGAGGCCUUAUACUUCUCCGCGUCGCUAGUGAAGUUUCUAGAAGGCGCGUGGGUCCCGAUCGUAAUUGCGUUCUUCUUCAUGAUGGUGAUGUCCGCGUGGCACUACGGGGCCCUCAAGACGUACGAGUUCGACGUCCAAAACAAGGUCUCGGUCGACUGGCUACUCGAAUUGGGGCCCGGCUUGGGCAUCGUCCGCGUGCGCGGCAUCGGCCUCAUACACACCGAGCUAGUCUCGGGAAUACCCGCAAUCUUCUCCCACUUUGUCACCAAUCUACCGGCUUUCCACCAAGUCCUCAUUUUCCUCUGCGUGAAAUCGGUGCCGGUCCCGCACGUGGCCCACAAGGAGAGGUUCCUCGUGGGCCAUAUCGGGCCGAGGGAGUACCGCAUCUACCGGUGCGUCGUCCGGUACGGGUACCGAGACGCGCGCACCGACGGCCCGCAGUUCGAGGACGACCUCGUCUGCAGUGUGGCCGAGUUUAUAAGGACCGGAGAGAGAAAAGCGGACCCCACCGACGAAGAAAUGGUCGUGGUCGGCACGCCCUCCACUCAUCCAAACGGGGUUCAAUUCCGCGAAGAAAAUGGGUCGAAUUCUGAAAUUACGGAGGCACGUGAAGAUGGUGUCCCACGGGCCAAGAAACGGGUCCGUUUUGUGAUUCCGGAAAGCCCGAAAAUCGAGGUGGGGGUUCGCGACGAGUUGCGGGAGCUGAUGGAAGCUAGAGAAGCCGGGGUCGCGUACAUUUUGGGGCAUUCGUACGUGCGAGCGCAACAAGGGUCGAGUUUUGUGAAGAAGAUGGUGAUAAAUUAUGGGUAUGAUUUCUUGAGGAGGAAUUUUAGGGCUCCAACUUAUGCUUUGAGUGUGCCUCAUGCUUCAACUUUGGAAGUUGGAAUGGUGUACAAUAUUUGAUUUUUUUUUUUUUUUUUUUUUGUUGUUGUGAAACAUGUUUUAUACUUGUAAGAAGAAAAAAAUUUAGGAAUGUUUAGUGAUAAAUGGAAGAUCAAACUCAGCUUCUAGAAA